UGCCUCUGAAUUUCGGCUGUGCUGUGUGUGUAGCACGUUUCUCUCUCUCCACUCCUUUCUCCUUCCCUCUAGCCUCCAGGAUUUCUCUCUUCCUAUUUCUGGAGGACUCUCACAGGCUCCCUCAGCCUGUGUGAAGCUGAGGUUUCCCCCUGAAACCCGUAUAUCCCCAGUACAUACCUCCACGCAUACACAUCCCCAAGAACCCCGCGCUCACACCGACACACACGCGCGCACACACACUGGCGCUAGCCUGUCCACCUCCUUCUCGGGAGAGCCCGCGCGCGUUCCCACCUUCGCUGCACACUUCGGCGAGCCGAGCUCGCAGCGCUCUAGGAUUCUGCGGCUCGGAACUCGGAUCGCAGCGCUGAAACCCCAUGGUGGUUUUUGAAACAUUUAUUUUCCUUCUCUGUCUCGUUUUUAUUGCACCGUUUUCGAUCUGGGGGGCUAGAAGAGCAAGGCGGCUGCUUUCCCAGCCAGCCCUAGUUGGCUUGCCAUCCUCCAUCUGGCUUAUAAAAGUUUGCUGAGCGCAGUCCAGAGGGCUGCACUGCUCGUCCCCUCGGCUGGCGGAAGGGGGUGACGCUGGGCAGCGGCGAGGAGCGCGCCGCUGGCUCUGGCGGGCUUUCGGCUGGAGGGGCAAGGUGAAGAGCGCACGGGCCGUGGGGUUUACCGAGCUGGAUUUGCAUGUUGCACCAUGCCUUCUUGGAUCGGGGCUGUGAUUCUUCCCCUCUCCGGGCUGCUGCUGUCACUCCCAGCCGGGGCGGAUGUGAAAGCUCGGAGCUGCGGCGAGGUCCGCCAGGCGUACAGUGCCAAGGGAUUCAGCCUGGUGGACAUCCCCUAUCAGGAGAUCGCAGGGGAACACUUAAGAAUCUGUCCUCAAGAAUAUACGUGCUGCACCACGGAAAUGGAAGACAAGUUAAGCCAGCAAAGCAAACUUGAGUUUGAAAACCUUGUGGAAGAGACGAGUCAUUUCGUGCGUACUACGUUUGUGUCCAGGCACAAGAAAUUUGACGAAUUUUUCCGAGAGCUCCUGGAGAAUGCAGAAAAGUCACUCAAUGAUAUGUUUGUACGGACCUAUGGGAUGCUGUACAUGCAGAAUUCAGAGGUGUUCCAGGAUCUCUUCACAGAGCUGAAAAGAUACUAUACUGGGGGCAACGUGAAUUUGGAGGAAAUGCUCAAUGACUUCUGGGCUCGGCUCCUGGAGCGGAUGUUUCAGCUGAUAAACCCGCAGUAUCACUUUAGCGAGGACUACCUGGAAUGUGUGAGUAAAUACACAGACCAACUGAAGCCAUUUGGAGAUGUACCCCGGAAACUGAAAAUUCAGGUCACCCGCGCCUUCAUUGCCGCCAGGACAUUUGUCCAAGGGCUGACCGUAGGCAGAGAAGUUGCAAACCGAGUUUCCAAGGUCAGCCCAACCCCAGGGUGCAUCCGUGCUCUCAUGAAGAUGCUGUACUGCCCAUACUGUCGAGGACUACCCUCCGUGAGACCUUGCAAUAACUACUGCCUCAACGUUAUGAAGGGCUGUCUGGCAAAUCAGGCUGAUCUCGACACAGAGUGGAAUUUGUUUAUAGAUGCAAUGCUGUUGGUGGCAGAACGACUGGAAGGACCAUUCAACAUUGAGUCAGUCAUGGACCCUAUAGACGUCAAGAUAUCUGAAGCCAUUAUGAACAUGCAAGAAAACAGUAUGCAGGUGUCUGCAAAGAGGAUUGUGUGGAGGACAAUGCAACAUAGUGUCACAGACAUAAAAGAGAAACUGAAGCUCUCUAAAAAGGUCUGGUCAGCGUUGCCCUACACCAUCUGUAAGGAUGAGAGCGUGACAGCGGGCACAUCCAAUGAAGAGGAAUGCUGGAACGGACACAGCAAAGCCAGAUACUUGCCUGAAAUUAUGAAUGAUGGGCUGACCAACCAGAUCAACAACCCGGAGGUGGAUGUGGACAUCACUCGGCCCGACACUUUCAUCAGGCAGCAGAUCAUGGCUCUCCGUGUAAUGACCAACAAACUAAAAAAUGCAUACAAUGGCAAUGACGUCAACUUUCAGGACACAAGUGAUGAAUCUAGUGGCUCGGGGAGUGGCAGUGGGUGCAUGGAUGACGUGUGUCCCACAGAGUUUGAGUUUGUCACCACAGAGGCCCCUGCCGUUGACCCCGACCGGAGAGAAGUAGACUCUUCUGCAGCCCAGCUCGGCCACUCCCUGCUCUCAGCAUCUCUCGUCUCCAUUGUCCUGGUACUGCAGAGACUGUGCAGAUAAUCUUGGGUUUGGGGUCAGAUAAAACUGCAUUUUAGCUAUCUGAACAGCCAACUCACUUCUUUUCUUACACUCUUGGACAAUGGACCAUGCCACAAAAACUUACCGUUUUCUAUGAGAAGAGAGCAGUGCUGCACUCUGCCUCCCUUUUUGUUUUCCCAAAGAGUACCGGGUGCCAGACUGGACUGUUUCCCCUUGCCUUCACUAUCUGUGAAGACCUUGUUUAUUCUAGAGAAUUCUUACUCAAAUCUUUCGUACCAGGAGACUUUCUUACCUUCAUUUGCUUUUAUGCUGCAGAAGUAAAGGAAUCUCACGUUGUGAGUUUUGUUUUUUUUUAAUCCCAUUGAAACAACAAAAACGUAGGAAGAAAAUAAUUUUCUUUGUAAAAUCAGGCCAAGCCCCAAGACAACUGUAUUUUCAACGAAAAAGUAAACAAGAGAGAAAAAUAAAAGAGCUUGAACACUUUAAGUUCAGCAUUGUCAGGCAGCUCCCAGUGUAAGCUUUACUAUGACUAAUUGGGUUUACAAAAUGCUAUGGGGAGAAAGUUUGAAAGUUUUUUAAUGUGGUGAAAAUACGCUGUUGUCUUGGAGCAAUCAUCGUGCACUCUAACCACACAAUGCCAAACUGAUUCAGAGGUACUGAUUCUAACUUCAGACUUCUAUCUUUAACAUGAGAGCAAAAAAUUGCUAUCAGUCAGCACCUCUCUCUUACCCUGCCAAAUUUCAAUUGCAGUAAUGGCACCGUUCUGCUUAAGUCUCUUACUGUCUGUCCACUGUAUCCAAUUGGCGCAGAUGUCCCCUCCAUCUUCAGUUACUAGUGGACCCCCCACCAAUUCAUCCUCCCCAUGGGUCUGAAUUUCAAAUAAUUUUGAACAAUACAAUCACUUUGCUUUAGCCACAGGUUGGACAUUGAUUCGAUGUUUCUGCCUCUGUGCUCAUUACCCUCCCAAAAGAAGAGUUAUUUUAAUGAACCAUUAAGCAAUUCGAUUCAUAAGUGAGUUUACAUUUUUAACUAUUUGCUUUGUGUCGAUUGGUUUCUGCAUCACAAGGGCAUUCUCUUACAAAAUAACUCACAACAAAAGUCAAAACAAAAAAAUAUAUAUAUAGUAUUGACAUGGAGAUUUCUUUCACUUUUUUAGUCUUAGUAUGAUCAUCUAUUUUUAUAUCUAUAUAUAUAUAUAAAUCACAGAUUUUAACUUCUUAAUUCCAAGCUCAGGGUUGACACACCUUUGUAACGAAAAUGUUUUGUCAACCAGCUCUUCUUGUUUUGUGCUGCUCAGAGAAGGGACUCCUCAGUGAUCUGUGAGCACCAAGAAUCAAGAAAGAGAACUUUUUACGUAUCUAACUGUCCAUUUAUUAAAAGUUUGCCAGGGCACACCCUUUUUGCAUGAGCGUGCUUUGUCCUGGGUGCUCCAGACUGUACCAACCUCAUGGGGAAAGCCAUGGGUGUGCAGGACUUCACUGGUGAUGGAAACUGAAUGCGUAAAAAAAUGUGUUAUUCACACAAAACCAUUGCUUUCAUGUACAACACCUUCAGCCUAGGAUUCCUGCUUGGCACUUGGAGAAAUGUCCUAACACAAGAGGCCAAUUUAGAGCCACAGACUAAAUGAUCUGCCAAGUGUGCCAAAGACAGGCCCUGUGCUCCCCCUGACAGAGAGAAGCAAAAUAAAUAAAACUGGGGCUUUAUGAAUACAGUUGGCUAUCCAUAUGUUUCUUGGUUUUUGUGAUGCAUCUGGGGUUGGGAAAAGCAAUGUUUUAAGACACCAUAGUAUACCAGUCACAUUUUAAUUAACCCAUUGACAGUAAUGACACGUAAAUGGUAUUUUUCAUUGUGCAUUCUCAUCAAAAUUAUAAUUAGUUAUUGAUUUAGUCAUCACAUUUAAGUAGAACAUAUGCGGCACAAUAGUAUUAAGUAUAAUUGAGCACUUUUGCGAAACUGAAAGUAUGUAGAAACAUCUAUUGCUAUUUUUUGCCUAAUGAAAUAUGAAAUGUAGGAUUCUGAGAGGCUUUGUGGCAUCUUUUCAUUUAACUCUUUAUGAAAUUAACACUGAACCUAAGUCAGCAUUACAUACUUCUAGAAAAUCAUCCAUUUCACUGCCAAACUCCAGCUUCCUGUCACCAGUUACACAUAAAACAUCUCUAUGAAGGACCAAUCAUUUAUGUUGCUCAUUUCAUUGUAUGUUCAGAAAUCAGUAUUGUCUUUCUCCAAUAAUUAAGGUGCAAUACAAAUUAAAUCAACCUUGAUUUUCCAGAAUAUUUGAGUAAUAACUUGUUUUUAUGGUUUUAAAUUCCACGUCUUUCAUUUUAAAAAUGUUUCUGCCUUGCCUUUUAUGAAACAGAUCAGAAUGCCUUGUUUCCCCUGUGCUUUCAGCCCCAAAUGGUUUUGUGCAUGUAUAUGAAUACACAUUAUAUUAAUGAAUAUGAACCCAUAUCCUGUACACACUAAACACACCGAUAAUAGAUAAACGCCUGCUUCAUUUAUUUCAACACCUUCAUCAUCAAUGGUAUUCAUAUUGAUGAGAUAUAGUGGUCCACAUGAGCCAGGCAGAGAGCUGAAAAGACUAUCAGUUAAUGAUUCCACAAUAUUAGACACCUGCAUGGAUGUGGUCAAAAUAUUAUUCAAAUUGUACUUUCUGGUUUUUAUCAUCAUCUUAAUAUGUCGUAUGAUUUUCAGACUAAUUUAACAUGAGAAUUUUUUUCCCCUCUGGGAAUUAGUUUAGUCUUGUUACGCCAUUUCAGUAAGCAUUUUGGAAUCUCACCUCACCCCACCCUGCCCCUGGCCAAAUUAAUUUCUCUCAUUUCAGCAUUGUGACAGGGGAAGCAAUGAUGCUCUAUUAUUUUUCAUGAUUUGCCCUCAUUUGCUUAAUGUCCCCUAAAUUCUGUAAUGACAUCAUAACCUCUGUUAUGAGUAGAGAGGAAUGGGCUCACUGAAAUCAGACAUUAGAAAUUGUUGGGUGAUGCUCAUAACUGCAAACACUUAGCUUAUUGAAGUGCCUCUAUUUACAUGUUUAGUUAUAAUAUGUAUUUUUCUAACAGAAAUACACGUCUGUAAUUGGUGUAUAUUAUACUUUGUCUGUGUUAUAACAAAAGCUAAACAGAGGCUAAAGUCUUUAGCAGAGAAGAAUGAAUUACAAUUCAUGAAUUAGAGCUCUGCUUGUGGUUCUGUGUUGAAAGACAGCCAUGACUACCUUCUGUCAUUUUAAUGAAGGUCAAGUCGGUACUUUGAUUAUAGCCAUGGUAAAAACAACCUUAGCAAUAGCAACCUGACUCCCUUACAGGGACUUACCCAGAUGAGUAUCUUGUAUUACCUGCUUUACUUGUAAGGGAUAGAAAAUACUACUUUGUCUACACUGAAAAAUGCUAGUAUUCAUUGACAAGCAGUAGUAAUUAUAAAAAUAACAUUCUAUAAUUCAAACACACUGAAAAUAUUAUUGGAUGCAGAACCCAGAUAUUUAAUUUAUACUCCCUGCUGCAGACAUUAGCCUACUUUAAUUCUUUAGCCAUUACAUACAUGUUUUGGCUACACGCUGAACACCAACUAAAGUCCCCAAGGAGGAAUAAAAACUUAGUAAAUUCCUGAGUUGUGAUUCUUUUGUUACUUCUCUUUGCAAGGCUAAUUAUCAGAUGGUUUGAUUAAAGGUGGGAGGGUUAGUAAAUGCAAGUUUUGACUGACCCAAGACUUGCAGAAAUUGAAACUCAUUGUCAUUUAUUUAUAGUCACUAACAAACCUGACUAACUUAAAAAAAAAAAAAGGCAGUUUCGCUUUGCCAGCAAAAGAGUAAAGGAGACCAUAACUUAUAAAUUUGCAAUGUGUUCCUCCUCGGUGGAGACAUUAGCCCGUGUUUAGUUUUAGGCCAACUUAUACAAAUGGAGUAUUGAUUUGUAUGCAUUCCGGAGCCUUGCUAUGUCAUGGUUUGCUUCAGCAAGGGGACUCAGCUCAGCAUGGACCCAACCUCAUUCAAAGCUGAACAGUUACUGGGAUCUGUGACCUGACCUUACAAUGAGGUACUUCCAUGAAAAGAAACCUAAAGAUGGCCUAAUUGUGAGGUCUCUGUGUGCAUAUGCAUAGUAUAUAUGCAGGACAAGUGUGUGCACCAAUCAAACCUAAAAUUUUAUGUGACUGUCAAAUGAAUAUUAUUUGGAUUAAGAUUUUUUAUUUCUGAUUUGGAUAGAAAAUUGCUAUUAAUCUUGUAUUAAAAUAGUUUUUAAAAAUC
This is a messenger RNA of Hipposideros armiger (great roundleaf bat), 6455 nucleotides long. It is a transcript of the gene GPC6, whose product is annotated as glypican 6. Gene Ontology annotation, biological process: cell migration; regulation of neurotransmitter receptor localization to postsynaptic specialization membrane; regulation of signal transduction. The record is from RefSeq and is a predicted model, not a curated record. NCBI's taxonomy places the organism in Eukaryota, Metazoa, Chordata, Mammalia, Chiroptera, Hipposideridae. The coding region runs from base 692 to 2245 and encodes 517 amino acids. The transcript has 9 exons. Gene Ontology annotation, cellular component: plasma membrane; cell surface; extracellular region.